GACCAAUGUCAUAUCAAUCGUCUUGUCGUUGUUUUAUUUUUUCAUAGCGAACUACGAAGUGUGAAUCGUAACAAUAAUAAAAAUAACAAUACUUUAGCCACAAAUAACUUACAUUUAUUAGUGCUUAAAAGUGGUCACUAUAUCUUAAUACCCGCGAUUGUAAAUUUAAUUAUUAUAAAUAGUGUUUCUCGCCCUGGAGGCGAGAAGGUUUCACCGAGCGCCAACAACCGAUGAACUUAUGAUAUCUAUAAUGCUGUCGCGGUUUCACCACUACCAUGGCUCAAAUAUUAUUUUAUUUGAAGAUAAUACAGUUGCUUAUCGAAAAGCAAGUUUCGCGCAUGGUUUAACUUUUAGUGAGAAACCGUUACUGCCAGGUGAAAUAUUUUUAGUGGAAAUCGAAAAAACAGAACGCGGAUGGAGUGGUCAUAUGCGUUUAGGUUUGACGUUGCUCGACCCCCAGAGUACUGCAUUAGGAGAGAAAGGUUUGCCGCAAUACGCUCUUCCUGACCUCGCUAACACGGGUAUGUCGUGGAUAUUCCCUAUAUCAAAGUCACAAAAUAAUGUACUUAUAGAACUUAUCAAUCAAGGUACUAGUGGGCGACGAGAUAACGAGCCUAGAGUAUCUGUAUUAGGGGAUGCCCACAAUGUACACACUCCUCGUGGCUAUGUAUCUAAGUCCACUUUAAGACCACAGACUGUAUCAAAAAAUGGCACUCCACAAGGCAUCUUACCUAUGGAUGCUGGAAGUCGUAUAGGUGUUAUGUUUGUUCCAUGCCCUAAAAAGAGUAAAGACGAGCCUGAUUUAGCUGAAAUGCAUUUCAUUAUAAAUGGAGAAGAGCAAGGCCCAUGCACAAAAGCAAUACCUUAUACUAGAGGUCCCUUACAUGCUGUUGUUGAUGUUUAUGGAACAACAAAACAAGUACGAAUUAUACAACUCUAUGGAGUGAAAACAUUACAAAAUGUUUGCCGAGAUGCUAUCCUACAAUUUGUGAAGGAUGGUUCAGUGAAGUCAUUGCCCCUUCCCCAGUGUUUAAAGGACUUUUUACUCUCAUAGAAGUGGCCAUUCUCAAUGGUAGUGACAAUACAGCUCUUGGGGAAUAUAUUAUUUGCUUUGCAAGUUUUGGGUAGAACAUUCCUGGCUUUGAUAAGUAAAGCCUAUAUUAAUUUAAUGUUUCUUUUUGUAAAAUAUGAAAUAGCAAGUGGUUUAGAAGUUCAAAUAAUAGAAGAAUUAUAAUAAAAUAAAAUUUUCUAUACUAUAUUCGAGAAGAAUUAGAGCUUGUUCAUAGUUCUGUAAAAAUGUAUCAGUUUCUCUCAUAAUAACCCAUAUCAAACUAUAAUGUUAGUUUGCACUUUUAAUUAAGUUGUAAUGAUCAGUUUUCUUUUACUAAAAAAACCUAAUGUGUUUCAAUAAAGUCAAAAAAUUGUUCUAAAAAUGUAUACCUAGGUCUUUUAGGAUGCAUGUAGUAAUGUGCCUGUAGAUUGCCUAAGCGUACCUUAUAUUUUUUAAAAGUAUUUUACACAUGUUAUAGAUUACUAUUCAAUAUAUUAUACACAAAAAUAUCUAUUAUAAACUGUUGUUCAUAAAAUACUACAAGCAAACACAAAAAAAUAGUUCUAAUUCUUCUCAAUGACAAAAUUAGAAUGAUUCCUGGGUAAGUCAUUUUAAUAAAAUCUAUAUGAAUUUUCAUAAUAAAUCUUAGUUCUAUGUAUAUUUUCUAUGCUUAUCUUUAUAUUUUAUUUUUAUAAUUUUUAAUACAGUGGAUCUGAACAAUUUUCUAAAAUAUGAAUAAAUUAAGAAUCGUGUAUCAUAAUAGUGCCUACAAAUUUUGCAUCUUUAUCAGCUCAUUAAAUUUUGUUUUUGUAAAAUAAAAGUUACAAGUUUUUA
Messenger RNA from Colias croceus (clouded yellow), 1885 nucleotides. Its product is annotated as neuralized-like protein 2. The transcript has 2 exons. Gene Ontology annotation, biological process: intracellular signal transduction. The coding region runs from base 239 to 1054 and encodes 271 amino acids. Lineage: Eukaryota; Metazoa; Arthropoda; Insecta; Lepidoptera; Pieridae. The record is from RefSeq and is a predicted model, not a curated record. Gene Ontology annotation, molecular function: ubiquitin protein ligase activity.